Plectropomus leopardus (leopard coralgrouper) is the source of this 2553-nucleotide messenger RNA. RefSeq names its product KH domain containing 4, pre-mRNA splicing factor (gene khdc4). The record is from RefSeq and is a predicted model, not a curated record. Gene Ontology annotation, molecular function: RNA binding. Lineage: Eukaryota; Metazoa; Chordata; Actinopteri; Perciformes; Serranidae. Gene Ontology annotation, cellular component: nucleus.
AGCAGCAGAGGCUAGCAACCAGUACAGCCUACUGUGCCGAAGUCAAGGGAGGUUUUUCCACAAUUAUUUUAACACUGAGAGGAAAUUUUCUGUUUGACAAGAUAUUGAUGUCAUUUUGUGGAACCCAAAACGGCGGCCGCCGCAGUAAAUGGGACCAGCCCGGCCCGGGCAAUGGCUCCGGUGGGAUGGGGGAGGCUGAGGCUGCACCCACCGGGGCUCUGGAUGCUGCAGCUGCCGUGGCUGCGAAGAUCAAUGCUAUGUUGGUCGCUAAAGGCAAACUCAAACCCUCGCAGAUAGGCACCCCGGGACCUCCUGACAAGGUUGUAGGUGUGAAGCCUCCAGUGUCAACAAAGGCAAAGGAUGACCUGGUUGUAGCCGAGGUGGAGAUCAAUGACGUCCCGAUCACCUGUCGGAAUCUGCUGACACGUGGACAAACGCAAGAUGAGAUCAGUAAAGUGAGCGGUGCUGCGGUUUCAACCAGAGGCCGCUACAUGACGGCAGAGGAGAAGGGCAAAGCGUUACCAGGGGAUCGGCCUCUAUAUCUGCACGUCCAAGGACAAUCUAGAGAGCUCGUCGACAGGGCAGUUAAUAGAAUCAAGGAGAUCAUAACUAACGGUGUGGUGAAGGCUGCGACUGCCUCAUCAACUUCUUCACCCUUCACCCCGAGUGGAGCUUCAGUCACAGUUUACCAACAGCACAACCCCCCUCCUCCCUCUCUGCCCCCCAUCACACACCACAAACCACAUUUUCAGUCCGGGAUGCAUUAUGUUCAAGAUAAAAUCUUUGUGGGACUAGAGCACGCUAUCCCGGGGUUUGUGGUCAAAGAGCGGGUCGAGGGCCCCGGCUGUUCGUACCUGCAGCACAUUCAGGCGGAGACGGGGGCCAAAGUCUUCCUGCGAGGAAAAGGGUCAGGCUGUUUAGAGCCCGCCUCUGGGCGAGAGGCCUUUGAACCCAUGUACAUCUACAUCAGUCAUCCUAAACCAGAAGGACUUGCAGCGGCAAAAACCUUGUGUGAAAACCUGCUACAGACAGUCCACGCAGAGUAUUCUCGCUUCCUCAAUCAAAUGAGCUCUAUGAUGCCAACACAACAAGGCUUUGCACAGCCCCCAAUGGUGAACGGGAUGCCUCCGCAGCCUUCUUACUACCCUCCUGCAGGAUACCAGCCAGGCUACGCCAUGCCUGUACCACCACCUCAGCCACAACCCGUCUCUCUACCUUACACUGUCCCACCUCCUAUACACCCAGCAGCACCUACAGGAGUGCCUCCUCAGUAUUCUCUCCCCCCUGUCCCUGUCCCUGUCCCUACUCCUGUCCCUGCUCCUGCUCCUACCCACACCCUCGCUCCAGCUCCAGCUCCGGUGCCAGCCCCAGCACCGGCUCCUGCCCCUGUUCCUGCUCCUGCUUCGGGCACUAUGCCACCACAGACUCUUCCCCCUGUACCUUUUCCUCCAUCAGCUUCAGCGCCGCCCAAAGCGCCACUUCCUGCUGCUCCAGCCAACCCGCCGCAGAAGAGACGCUUCACGGAGGAGGUCCCAGACGAGAGGAACAGCGGUCUGCUUGGAUACCAGCAUGGACCCAUUCAUAUGACUAAUUUAGGUGCAGGCUUCCCCGUGGGCAACCCAGAGAGUACAGGACCCCCACCACAGAGUUCCUCCGGCCCACCGAGUGAGAGGGACAGUCGGCAGCUAAUGCCUCCGCCUCUGCUGCCUGUGAAUGGAGUGAGACCCAAGAUGGAGGAGAGAAGGGCACCGCAAGGCCCCGUGGAUCCCCCAGUGAAGAGAUUGAAAACAGGUUUGGUGGCGUACGCCGGCGACUCCUCUGACGAAGAGGAAGACCACUCAACCUCAAAAGCCUCUGGGACAGGUAACCCUGGAGCUGCACCCCCCACCUCCACCUCCUCAGGCUGGACACCGGGCUAUCGCUGCCCGCCUCCGCCACCCCCUCGCCCUAAAACGCAGCCACAGCAGCAGUCUAUGCCUUUUUGGAUGGCACCCUAAAAACAGGAAAAAAAUCCCUCAGUGCUUUGUGCCGAGUCUUACGGGAUGUUCACCCAAACUGAGCCUGUCUUUUCCAUCACCCUUCAUCACACCGAUGACUCUUAACAGCUACAUGUUGGUUGCAGCGUUAUUUUAGUACUUGGGUCCAAACGGACGUGCUAAUGUUUUGGAAAAGUGUUUCUUUUGGUGCGCACAUUAUAGUUUGAAGAUUUGCAGGACUGAAACUCCAAACUAUUUUGUGGAUGUAUAGCUGGUCAGAUUUCUGCCUCCAGUGUUAUUUUGGAAUGAUUUUACGCCAGGUGAAUAUAAAAUAAUAUCACAAGGCAAUGAUGUUGCACGUCACUGACCACUUUUCUUUCUUUUUUUUUUUUAUCCCAAAGUACAGCUUUUUGUACUUUGUCACCUCCUUUCCUUUCCUUUCUCCCUGUCCAAGUCACUGACUCCGUUCUUUCCUAUUCUGGUCUUUUUGUACAGAUUAUGUCGGACUAAUAUGUAGUAAACCUAUUGAAUUUAUUUCAUGCUUUUAUGAAAUAAAUAAACUUAAUUUAUUGCCGUG